Prunus armeniaca (apricot) is the source of this 2232-nucleotide messenger RNA. The record is from the annotation of a GenBank genome assembly. NCBI's taxonomy places the organism in Eukaryota, Viridiplantae, Streptophyta, Magnoliopsida, Rosales, Rosaceae.
AUGGGCAGUCUAGAACUAGAACCACCCAACUCUAACACCACCCCCAAGCCCCUAUACUCCGACGCCGAAGACGAUGACGUGUCUCCCAUCGAACAAGUCCGUCUGACCGUGACCAACACCGACGACCCGACCCUACCCGUAUGGACCUUCCGGAUGUGGUUCCUGGGUCUUCUCUCAUGUGCCCUCCUUUCAUUUCUCAACCAAUUCUUCUCCUACAGAACUGAGCCUCUCAUCAUCACCCAAAUCACUGUCCAAGUCUCAAGCCUCCCUAUUGGCCACUUCAUGGCCAAAGUUCUCCCAACAAACAAAUUCCACAUACCCGGGUUCGGGUCCCGGUCCUUUUCUCUCAACCCGGGUCCUUUCAACAUAAAAGAGCACGUCCUCAUUACCAUAUUUGCUAAUGCUGGAAGUGCUUUUGGAGUUGGCUCAGCUUAUGCUGUUGGGAUUGUCACCAUAAUCAAAGCGUUUUAUGGCCGGAAGAUCUCUCUUCUGGCUAGUUGGCUACUUAUCAUCACUACCCAGGUGUUAGGAUACGGAUGGGCUGGGCUGUUAAGGAAGUACGUUGUUGAGCCCGCCCAUAUGUGGUGGCCCAACACACUCGUUCAGGUCUCGCUUUUCCGGGCCUUGCAUGAGAAAGAUGAGCAACGCAUGUCACGGGCAAAGUUCUUCCUAAUUGCUCUAGUUUGCAGUUUUACGUGGUAUGCUUUCCCAGGUUAUCUCUUCACAACACUCACAAACAUAUCAUGGGUUUGCUGGAUAUUCUCCAAGUCAGUUACAGCCCAGCAGAUUGGCUCAGGCAUGAGAGGCCUUGGAGUUGGAGCCCUGACACUUGACUGGUCAGCAGUGGCAUCCUUCUUGUUCAGCCCCCUCAUCUCCCCUUUUUUUGUCAUCGUCAAUGUUUUUGCGGGCUAUGCAUUGAUACUCUACUUCGCAAUCCCUAUAGCAUACUGGGGACUGGACUUGUACUCUGCACAAAGGUUUCCUAUUUUUUCCUCGCACUUGUUUACAGCGCAAGGUCAAGAUUACAACAUAACAGCUAUAGUCAAUGACAAGUUUGAGUUAGAUAUUCCAAAGUAUGAGGAGCAAGGACGGAUUCACUUGAGCACCUUUUUUGCUCUCACUUAUGGCUUUGGUUUUGCAACCAUUGCCUCCACCCUCACACAUGUAGCCUUAUUCUAUGGAAGAGAGAUACUUGAUCGCUAUCGUGCUUCUUACAAAGAAAAGGAAGAUAUCCAUACAAGAUUGAUGAGAAGAUACAAGGACAUACCUUCCUGGUGGUUUUACAUGUUGCUCAUCAUUACAGUUGCAGUUUCUCUUGUACUCUGUACUGUCUUGAAUGAUCAGGUUCAGAUGCCAUGGUGGGGACUCCUAUUUGCUGCUGCCAUGGCCUUUGUAUUCACCCUUCCUGUCAGCAUCAUAACAGCAACAACAAACCAGACACCAGGGCUAAACAUAAUAACAGAGUACAUCAUGGGAAUCAUAUUACCAGGGAAGCCAAUAGCCAAUGUAUGCUUCAAAACUUAUGGCUACAUGAGCAUGGCUCAGGCAGUCUCCUUUCUGAAUGAUUUCAAGCUCGGACAUUACAUGAAGAUCCCUCCAAGAUCAAUGUUUUUAGUUCAGUUCAUCGGAACGAUUCUUGCUGGAACCAUCAACCUUGCAGUAGCAUAUUGGUUGCUGAACUCUAUCACAAAUAUAUGUGUGGAUGAUCCUCAUUCGGAUAGUCCUUGGACAUGCCCAAGUGACCGAGUUUUCUUUGAUGCUUCUGUGAUUUGGGGUUUGGCGGGACCUAAACGUAUAUUUGGAACUCUUGGAAUCUAUGGAGCCAUGAACUGGUUCUUCCUCGGAGGAGCAGUCGGACCAGUUAUUGUUUGGGUACUGCAUAAGGCAUACCCAAAGCAAAAUUGGAUACGCCUGAUUAAUCUUCCAGUCCUUCUGGGAGCAACAGGAUCGAUGCCUCCAGCUACAGCAUUGAACUACAAUUCCUGGAUUAUAGUCGGAACAAUUUUCAAUUUUUUUGUCUUCCGUUACAGGAAGAAGUGGUGGCAGAGGUACAAUUAUGUCCUUUCAGCGGCACUGGAUGCUGGGUUGGCUUUCAUGGCAGUUUUAUUGUACCUUUCAGUAGGCAUGGAAAAUAAAAGUGUGGCCUGGUGGGGUACAAGUGGUGAACACUGUGACUUGGCAACUUGUCCAACCGCCAAGGGCAUCGUGGUUGACGGUUGUCCAGUGAACUAA